Molecule: messenger RNA, 825 nt
Organism: Suillus discolor
Lineage: Eukaryota; Fungi; Basidiomycota; Agaricomycetes; Boletales; Suillaceae
Exons: 7
Coding region: 4-825 (273 amino acids)
Source: RefSeq, a predicted model, not a curated record
GUGAUGUGUGACUCGGGAGACCAUAGACCAGAUCCUCCUCCAGAAACCUGCGAAGCAACUGUUCAUGAAAGCUCGAGCCAACCCCGUAGUCAAGUCAAGCAGGCUGUGCGGAAAUUUGCGAAAGGCGUCACCAAGAAACUUUCUAAACGUUUCAAGUGUUCCCGUAACCGUACCCCUGCGAUUCAGAAUGUCGAACUUCAGGCUGCUUCGUCGAAUCAGAAUGUCAGGGACACGUCACAUCCACAUCCCACCACAGCUGAAAGUCCUAGUGGCUGCGUCAACCAAGGCACAUCCGGAGAACCUGCUUCGAAGGUUCUCGACAUCCCCUCUGGCGUAGAGGAAGGCAUUGGUUCCAAAUCAGUUGAUGCCGAACUUCAGGGUGCCCACGAGGCUUCAGAACACAUGAAAACACUCAGAGGACCUGCGCAGUCUGUGACCUCCGCCGCCAACAAUGCCCCAGCAGGUCUCACUGCUGCAGAUGAUUUCCAGACCAAUUACCUCCAACCCCUGAAAAUUUUUGACACUGUCAUUGAGAAGAUCGCAAAUGUACAUCCAUACGCAAAGAUGGCGUUGGGCAUACUUUCUGCUGCAGCUAAAAUUGUUCUUGCUCAAGCGGAACGCGAUGAAUCGGUGCAUCGCCUUCUCCAGAAAUUAGAUGAAGUUUAUGGCUUCAUUACCCAAGAUGACAAUCUUUCCAAGGUUGAAUCGAUGCAUGAUGUCAUCGGAAAGAUCGCUCAGCAGACUCUCGAGUGUGCCCGUUUCAUCAGGGAUUACUUGGAGACGAAGAGCUUCUGUGAGUCGUCGGACUAUUGCAUUCGCACAUGA